AGCCAUUUUGGCUCAAGCAAAUAUUGUUCGCAAUAAGCGCGCCAGGCCUCUCCGGCCUCCCAGAGCGGCAUGAGCGAACCCGACCACCCCGAGCAGAUGCAGCUGGAGCAGAGGCAACCGAGGGCACCGGGCGUGGACUUCUCCGAGCAGGCUCCAGCGAGGGCCCCGAGCCUGGACGUGGCGGCGCCGCUCCAGUCGGGCUCGCAAGCGGGCACCAGGGCUGCAAAUGUCGCGCAGUUCACGUUCGUGGAGGCGCUCGCGCAACUCCAGGCUGCGCACAGGAGGGAACUGGAGCACGUGCACAAGGAGCUGCGAAAGACGAACCGGAAGAUGAGCAAGAUGGCUCAGCCGCUCACGGAGGAGCGCAGAGACAGGACGGGGUCCGGCGAGAAUUGGCAGCCCCAGCAGGUGAACGGAGGCGCCCAAGGCUCCGUCGCAGAAGCCCCGAUCGCGCUGAAGAGCCUCCAGGAGGCGGUGGACGGAAGCACCCAGGGCGCCGUUGCGAAUGCCCCGAUCGUAUUGGAGAGCCUCAAGGAGGCUGGCGUUCCAGGGUCCGUCCCCACGCCAGCGGGUCGAGAUGUCCAUGCUGACGGCGGCGCGGUGAGGGCCAUCCUGAAAGCUGACUCUCCGACGGACUCUCCAAAGGUCAGCGACGGCUGGAUCCUCAGCCAGGUAUCCGAUGCAUCCGACAGCUCAGAGGACGAGACUUCUCGAAAGGGCUGGGACGCCAUCGACUUCGCCAUCAGGUGGAAUCCGUUCGUGGAUGGGCAGAACGUGGUAUCAAACUUCAUCAAUAAGUAUAUGGGUAACGACGGCGAAGAGUCCCGGAAGAACAGGAGAGCAUACAAGCUUGUGAAGAGUUUGCCUUUCGCAGCAUUGUCGUACAUUGCGAUCACGUUAAACUCAUUGUUCAUAGGCCUCAGCAUGCAGUUGCAGAUGGAUGCAGCAGUGAAUGGCAGGGGUACAGAGAUGGAAGAGUGGUCUGACUCAGUUGAGCUCGUAUUUGUGGUAUUCUUCACACUCGAGCUCUCCUGCAAGUUGUUAGCGGAGGAUGUUUACGUCUAUUUGGGUAGUGAUUGGCAGUGGAAUGCUUUGGAUACAAUCCUAGUUCUUGCAGGGUUCGUGCAGAUGGUUAUGGACGAACUAUCAGACGCAAAUUCGCCGAAUCUGACGUUCAGCAGGGCGAUCCGGCUAUUUCGUAUCACACGGGUCCUCCGGAUCGUCAGGAUGGUGCGAGUAUGCCAGAGUUUGCGGGUCAUGAUUUUCUCGAUCUUUAAGUCUUUGGACGCGUUGUUUUGGGUAUUGGCAGUGCUUUUAUUCUUCAAGUACAUAUUCGCGAUGAUCUUCAUGCAUGGCACCAUCUCAUUCGUUGAUUCGUACUUCAGAGGCGACACAGGCGCGCUCACUCCUGAGGAGAUGAACAUGUGGCCAACUCCCCAGGACCAUUACGACUACAUCAAGACCAGCUGGGGCAGCAUUGACCGAGCGAUCAUCACCCUCUUCGAGAGCAUCACAGGCGGUCGGGAUUGGGGGGAAGUGUAUUACUCCCUGGUGAAGAUUGGCGUGGGGUAUGGCCUAUUGUUCCUUGUCUACAUCUAUUUUAUGGUGUUCUUGGUGCUCAAUGUGGUUAUUGGCACAGUCGUGGACGUGACUUCUGGCGUUGCUGGACGGGACCGUGACCGCAUGGUCGAGGACGAAAUCAAGGCUCUCAAGGACUACGCACAUGAUAUCAAGGCAUUCUUUCAGCAGGCAGAUGCGGACGGUUCAGGCCAGCUGUCAUGGGAGGAGUUCAGGACUCAUUUGGAGGAUAAUCGCGUGAAGGCGUACUUCCAGACAUUAAAUCUUGAUAUUCGGCAGGCGCACAUAUUGUUCCGGCUUCUGGAUUGCAACGACAAUGGGGAGGUCGGGAUAGAUGAGUUCCUCGAUGGCUGUUUGCGCCUGAGGGGCCAGGCAAAAAACCUCGAUUUGCACUUGGUGAUUUUCCAACUGGAGAAACUCAUCAACGGAACCUCGAUGAUAUCUGGUGGCGCUCGAGAUCCCAAUAGGAAGACCACAGCGAAGAGCCCGAUGUACUCCACUUCUACGAAUGGCAAGAGCUCCUGAUCGCUGCUGGCCUGAAAGAGGUUUGGGGGGCUUCUCCUCCCCCUCAUCCCACUCAUCCUCUCAUCAUCCUCCUCUUCCUCCUCCUCUCCCCCUCGUGUUUUCUCAGUGUGGCUGAUUAAGCACACUGCAUCGCAGCUGUGAUCGCUGGGUGAGCGAUUCGGAACCCGCACGCGGAGUUGAGAGAGCUCUUGUCCUCUCACCGCUUGCAAUCUGUUUCACUCUAGCAUCAUCCCUCCCCCUCCUCCUCCACCUCCUCCUCCUCAUCGUAGCCUUCUUCCACGUCCCUCAUCCUUCUCACCCCUCGCAUCGCAGCAUUUGAAUCCUUGCCUAGUGCCCCGAGCAGGCCUCUCAAUUUAGAGCUGGCCACGGCUGCUGAACGUUUAGUCAGCAGCUACGAUGGGAACGGCACUGUCUCUCCGAGCGGUCUGAGCACACCUGAAACAAA
Prorocentrum cordatum is the source of this 2548-nucleotide messenger RNA. The record is from the annotation of a GenBank genome assembly. NCBI's taxonomy places the organism in Eukaryota, Dinophyceae, Prorocentrales, Prorocentraceae.